This is a messenger RNA of Hemibagrus wyckioides, 6350 nucleotides long. RefSeq names its product solute carrier family 8 member 1b (gene slc8a1b). Gene Ontology annotation, molecular function: calcium:sodium antiporter activity. Gene Ontology annotation, biological process: calcium ion import across plasma membrane; sodium ion transmembrane transport; cell communication. Gene Ontology annotation, cellular component: axon; postsynapse; sarcolemma. NCBI's taxonomy places the organism in Eukaryota, Metazoa, Chordata, Actinopteri, Siluriformes, Bagridae. The transcript has 7 exons. The coding region runs from base 398 to 3229 and encodes 943 amino acids. The record is from RefSeq and is a predicted model, not a curated record.
AGUGAGAGAGAGAGAGAGAGAGAGAGAGACUCAAUCACUCACUCGUCGAUUCUCUCACACCGAGGAAAAGAAUGAGGAAGAACUCGCUCUUCCACUCCGCCGAUUUUCUGUAUUUCUCCUGUCUGAUCUCUCAAGUGAUCUGAUGUGAUCUGGUCUGAUGUGAUCUGGUCUGAUGUGAUCUGGUCUGAUGUGAUCUGAGCGGCUGUGUGAAUGGGAAAACGGGAGAGACUCCGAUCCUGAGCAGUGCUGCGGGUUUCUUAUCGCUCUAUAUAAAAGCCGCAAACCGAAUGCGAGCUCUUAGUGCUGCAUCGACCACGCGCGCUCCGUCUCCCUGCGUCUCCCUCCGUGUCCGAAGGUUUCCCAAGCAGCAGACGGUUCAUUUUUCACCCGUGGCAGAAUGAUGAGGCAUUCCGAGGUUUCCUCGUUCCUCUCCACGGGGCUCCAGUGUCUUGCGGUAGUGGCAGCUUUGCUCUGCAACAUCCAUCACGUGACAGCAGAAAAGGUUCAGGACCAUUCCAGCUUGGACCAUGCCAACAAAUCUGGGAGCUGCGUGGGUUUGGUCAAGUGUUUCCCUGGGGUCAUUCUGCCGGUGUGGGAGCCACAAAACCCCUCUUUUGGGGACAAGGUGGCACGGGCCACGGUCUACUUCGUGGCUUUGGUUUACAUGUUCCUCGGAGUUUCCAUCAUUGCAGAUCGUUUCAUGGCAUCUAUCGAGGUGAUCACCUCUCAGGAGAGAGAGAUCACUAUUAAGAAACCCAACGGAGAAACCACCACCACCACUGUACGCAUCUGGAACGAAACGGUGUCCAAUCUUACCCUCAUGGCCUUGGGUUCCUCUGCUCCAGAGAUUUUGCUUUCGGUCAUUGAGGUUUGCGGUCAUAACUUUGAUGCCGGAGACCUCGGACCUUCCACCAUUGUCGGAAGUGCCGCCUUUAACAUGUUUGUGAUUAUCGGGAUCUGCGUCUAUGUGGUUCCUGAUGGAGAACAUCGUAAGGUCAAGCACCUUCGUGUCUUCUUUGUCACCGCUGCCUGGAGCAUUUUUGCAUAUCUGUGGCUCUACUUGAUCCUGGCAGUUAUCUCUCCAGGCGUUGUACAGGUUUGGGAAGGUCUCCUCACGCUUUUCUUCUUCCCCAUCUGCGUAGUUUUUGCCUGGAUCGCUGAUCGCCGUCUCCUCUUCUACAAAUACGUCUACAAACGCUACAGAACCGGCAAGCAUCGCGGGAUGAUCAUCGAGACUGAAGGAGAUCGUCCUCUUCCGUCCAAAGUAGACAUCGAAAUGGACGGAAAGAUACUCAACUCCCACGCUGUGGAUUUUCUGGAUGGAACUUUGACUCUGGACCUGGACGACAAAGAUCUGGAUGAAGAGGAGGCCAGGCGUGACAUGGCAAAGAUCUUGAAGGAGUUGAAGCAGAAGCAUCCGGAUAAAGAAGUGGAGCAGCUGAUUGAGCUCGCUAAUUACCAGGUUCUCAGCCAACAGCAGAAAAGUCGGGCGUUCUAUCGGUGCCAGGCAACACGGCUGAUGACCGGAGCUGGGAAUAUUUUAAAGAAACAUGCAGCAGAUCAAGCGCGAAAAGCUGUUAGCAUGCAUGAGGUGCGCAGUGACAUUGGUGAAAACGAUCCUAUUUCCAAGAUCUAUUUUGAUCCCGGAUCUUAUCAGUGCCUGGAAAACUGUGGAACCGUGGCCGUCAACGUGGUUCGCCGUGGUGGGGAUAUCAACCAAACGGUUUCGGUCGAAUUCCGCACGGAAGACGGGACGGCCAACGCGGGCUCGGACUAUGAGUUCACCGAAGGCACGGUGGUGUUCAAGCCGGGCGAGACUCAAAAGGAGAUCCGUGUCGGCAUCAUCGACGAUGACAUCUUUGAGGAGGACGAGAACUUCCACAUCCACCUCAGCAACGUUCGCAUCGUUCACGAAAGCGAUGAGGCAGAGAACGCAGAAGCCAAUCACGUGGACGCCAUCGCGACCCUCGGCAUGCCUUCCACCGCCACCGUCACCAUAUUCGACGACGACCACGCCGGAAUCUUCACCUUCGAAGAGCCUGUGACACACGUGAGCGAAAGUAUCGGUGUGAUGGAGGUGAAGGUUCUCCGAACGUCAGGAGCUCGAGGUGUGGUUACAGUUCCCUUCAAGUCCAUCGAGGGCACAGCUAAAGGAGGAGGCGAGGAUUUCGAGGACUGCCACGGCAUGCUGGAGUUCCAAAACGAUGAAAUCUUCAAAAUGAUAAAGGUCAGGAUAAUCGAUGAUGAAGAGUACGAGAAGAACAAGAGUUUCUUUCUGGAGCUGGGAGAACCGCAGCUUAUAGAGAGCAGUGAGAAAAAAGGUGGGAGAGAGGAAGUGAAGGAUGCAGAACAGGAAGAGGUGGAACCUCUAACGGGAGAGGAUGAAGAAGAGCGACGAAUUGCGGAGAUGGGGAAACCCACACUGGGUGAACACGUCAAACUGGAGGUCAUCAUUGAAGAGUCCUACGAGUUCAAGAACACUGUUGAUAAACUGAUAAAGAAGACGAACUUGGCGCUGCUGGUCGGCACAAACAGCUGGAGGGAUCAGUUCAUUGAGGCCAUCACAGUCAGCGCUGGUGAGGAUGAUGAUGAUGAAGAGUGCGGGGAGGAGAAGCUCCCAUCCUGUUUCGAUUAUGUCAUGCACUUCCUCACUGUGUUCUGGAAGGUUCUGUUCGCCUUCGUCCCGCCCACUGAUUACUGGAACGGGUGGGCGUGUUUUGUUGUGUCGAUCAUCAUGAUUGGCGUCCUGACAGCAUUUAUCGGAGACCUGGCGUCUCACUUCGGCUGCACCGUGGGACUGAAGGACUCGGUCACCGCCGUGGUGUUCGUCGCUCUCGGCACGUCUGUACCAGACACUUUUGCCAGUAAAGUGGCUGCGAUCCAGGACCAGUAUGCCGAUGCGUCUAUUGGGAACGUGACGGGCAGCAACGCAGUGAACGUGUUCCUGGGUAUCGGUGUGGCAUGGUCUAUCGCCGCCAUCUUCCACCAAUCGAAAGGGCGAGAGUUUCGUGUGGAGCCGGGGAACCUGGCCUUCUCAGUGACGCUCUUCACCAUCUUCGCCUUCAUCUGCGUGGCUACACUCAUGUACCGGCGCCGGCCCGACAUCGGUGGAGAGCUUGGAGGCCCGAGGACUGCCAAAGCGCUCACUACCAUGCUCUUUGUCAGCCUGUGGCUGCUCUACAUCUUGUUCUCCUCACUCGAGGCUUACUGCCACAUCAAGGGCUUCUAAACACACACACACACACACACACACACACACACACACACACAUGCACGGAAUCACACACAUUUAACAACACACUGAUGUCCAUAUGAAGAUGCAUAUGCUCACACAUUCUCUCUCACACACAAACACAAACACACACACACACAGGUCAUGAGGAAGGAUGGAUUCUAACAAGAGGGAAGCUGCAGACAGAACAUGGAGCUUUUUUCCCAUUUUAGCUGAGAAUAGAUAGCUGACACGUAGAAAAAUGAUGAAGAGGAAGCCGAAAAGAGUACAGAUACAUGAACAAGGAGAUUCUGCUAAAAAGUUUUUCUUCUUUUUUUGUUUGUUUCUUUUGUUUUUGUGAUUAAAAAUGAUAUAACAGAAAGUAAGGGAUGACUGAAGGUGAAGGAGAAGGAAAAGAGCUAUAAUGUGCUGUAAGAUGUUGAAUUUUAUUUAUUUAUUCUCUGCCAUUUCACACUCAAUGCCUCAGGCUGAAAGACUGAAUCUGAUUGGACACCGGUCAGCUGGUCAGGGCUCCCCGCUGACCGCGGUCAGAGGCUGUGACUGUGUGGAGAAAAAUGUGUAAUAAUAAUAUGAAACACUUGACAACUUUGAUGAGAAGCCAGUACUAAAACACUUUACGCUCUACAUUAGCCCAGGUUCCAGGAAGUGCUGGAUGGGAUAGAAUGGAAUUCUGGGUAAUGUAGUCCUGACAUCUGUAUCGUACGGAAAGUAAGUGCACUAUUCCGCUCCUUUCGUGGUCUUUGUGGUCAUUUUGACGCCAUUUUCAGCAACAAUAAUCUCUCGAAACUCUAACUGUUUCUCACAGGAUGGAAUUUACACUCUAGCUUUAGCUUUUUAAUUAGCACUUCAGUGGAAUCUCGUACUUACUGGAACAAGAUUUGACGUUGAAACUUCUACAGUAUAUCUGAUAAAACUUACUAAAAAAGGUCCAAUUAAGUGACCGCUAGCUCCCAGCAGGCUAACAUACUAACACCUAGAGCACGUAUUACGCUUAACGCACAGAGCUGGCAAAAAAUCAGGGGGAAUUUUAUUCACCUAAACACUACGAUAACUCGACAAACGCACCUUUAUCUAAUCACACCAGUCUGAUUGUAACUUCGUGUGAAUGUAAAAAUCUUAAAAACAUUAAAAGUUAAUGAGCUACUAAAAAUGUACACGUUUAAGGUAUAACUUAUAGCUUACACUAUUAGUCAGAAACUGCUGUAAGGAAUCAAUUAACACUGCAUUAAAGGAUCGCUGAGAAAAAACAGAAUACACCAGAACACAUGAUUUCUCUGGAAAACCGGUUAAUAUUCACUCUUCUGUUUGCAUCAAGAGAAAAAGAGACGUGAUUCAGAAAUUCACAAACGAUUCAGUCAUUUUGAAUCAUAAGGUGAAUGAAUCAUUAUCAGUCUCCAGGCAGGAUUUGUUCCUGAAUGAUUCGAUCUUUCUGAAUGAAUCUCUGAGGUGAAGGAAUUGGGAUCGCUCUGUCGGGUGUUUGGGAUUUAUUUUUAAAGACUGAAUCGGUAUCUAGACACGUUUUGAUACAGAGUCACUAAACUGAAUCAGAAUUGUUCAGUGUCACGCACUGAGUCAUUCCUCUCGUCCAGUUGCUGCUGAUGGGCUUCGUUAUUGCAAACCACAGAACUGAGUCAUGAAACCAAACCACUACAUUUCCAGAUGUUUCUUCGUAGAUUUAUGUUCUAACGUUAUGUUUUUAUGCCUCAAUGUUUUGUAGAAGUCUGUGAAGUUUGUGAACCGUGUGUGUGUGUGUGUGUGUGUGUGUGUGUGUGUGUGUGUGUGUGUAUGUGUGUGUGUAUGUGUAUGUGUGUGUGUGUGUCAAAUCUUUUGGUCACAGCCAGAUCCUCUGUGGUCGAGUGAAUUGUUGUCAACGUUCCAGAGCGUUCUGUGAGGUUUCCUCACUCGCGUUGUCUCUGCACUUCUGUUUAAAGCUAGCUCGUCCGCCUCGGCUGUUAGCAUCUCAGCUAGUGUCUGUUCUCUGUGUUCACUGUGUUUCUGCUCCUAUUCAGUCCAUCAGCAAACACACUGUCCACACUGUUGCGCUACGUAUUCAAAUCUUCCUUAAAGGUCAUUUUUGUUGUUUUCAAGUCCAGUUGUUAUUUUUGUUUUUUUUGUUUGGAUUUGUUUGGCUUUUAUUGAGUUUAAACAGGACAUUUAUCAUUUAGACCGGCCUCCUUACAUCAGCGUAUCAUCCUGCGUGAUGUUAUAGCCCGAGUUUACACUGAUGACUGUUACACAUAUAUACACACACACGUAAAACACACAGCUGCAGUUUUGUACAUUUCAUAAACAAGCUUAACCAUGCUAAAGAAAUGUACACACAUUACAGUGCUAAAAACUCUCCCUCACACACACACACACACAGUGGAGUUUACGAGGGCGUGCGCUCCCUCCAGUCCUGCUGAGAUUAUUUAAGUAAGGCUAACACUUUAGCAGAUUAGCAUGGUUUUAGAAACAGCUGCUCGAUUUAAACCUGUAGAUUUAGCCUGAAUACGACACUGAACUUAGCUAGCUUUUUUUUUUUUUUUAAAGUUAAAAAGGUAAAAGUUUCAGAUUAGACUGACUAAAAAUAAACACAGAGAUUUUUUAUCUAUUUGUCCUUUUAGAGUCCAGAGUUUCACGCUAAUCUAGAGUAGACAUGCUAGCAGUUAAGACUUGAUACAUUUAGAUUUGGGAUAAAUGCUAAUUGUAGUUUAGCUGAAGAUAAGAAUUGUAAAAGGGAAAAUUGUAAAAUCGUUUAUAAGAAACAAUUCUAGUGAUAGGACUGGGUUUUGUAUUCGAUGCUAAUGUUUUUUACCGAAAGAAAAGAAUUAAAGCGUAAAGUUUAAAAUGGCCGCCGUGGAGGAAUUUCCUACCAGAAUUUAUACAAAACAUUCAACAAAACUCAAGCACCGAGCGCUGAUCGGUAGCGACGGCUUCAGGACACGUAGCUUUAGCUUUAUGCUGAAGGAAAAACCCAAAACUGGCUUUAUAUUUUCUUUUUUGUUUUAUUUCUUCCUGUUUAUUCAUUUAUUUUUUGAUUACAAAAAUCAAAUUGGUUCCCUGAUAUUUCUAUAUGAAGAUGAAGGAAAUGGAGUGUGUUGCAAUACAAAGAAAACACACACACACACACACACAC